Cantharellus anzutake is the source of this 709-nucleotide messenger RNA. RefSeq lists its product as uncharacterized. The annotation marks the transcript as partial. The transcript has 2 exons. Lineage: Eukaryota; Fungi; Basidiomycota; Agaricomycetes; Cantharellales; Hydnaceae. The record is from RefSeq and is a predicted model, not a curated record.
GGUCAGACGAUGUUCAAGCUUGCGCGUUUUGCGACAAUCGAAAUCCGCGUAUCCAUGCCACGAGCAACAGAUUAUCUGUGGAAUACGUUGUGUGGCAGAGUAAGAGUACUGCACGGCAACGCAGGUACUAGUCACUUGUGUGCAAUGGUUCUCAUUCCUCUUUUGUACGUGCGACCAUAACCCUCCUGUGUGCCAAACGAUGGUGUACCACGUUUGCGACGUAACGGACUCUGUCGGAACGAAAGACACGUCAAAAUCGUCCAUCCUAAAUCCGAAGGGUGCAGACCGCCAGGUAACGAACACAGGAACCAAGAUGACCAUCUCACUCAACAUCUUCCAGUCAGGCGAUGGCUGCAGUAAUAAUUACGCCAUUUCUGUUCGCCACUCUAAACUAAUUAAUCCAAUCUUGAACGGCUUUUUCGAAUGCUCUGCAUUAUGAUUUUUGAGGUUGGCGAGGGCAGCGUAAAGUAGACACUAGUUUGUUCGUUGAGGUGAAGAUAGGCAAGUACCGAGGAUAGGAAAGGAUAAGCUGACGCACCGAGGGAGCUCAGUACUGUCCUUUUGAGAGCAGACGCCAACGACACCGACAUCCGGAUGCGUAAGAUCGCUUCUACAUCAGCUGGAGUAUCUGAAGGCACCGAAUUUACCAUGUCGACCCAUGUUGGCAAGAUCACAGAAGAAAGCAAUCUGUACAUCUGGCUUUAGAAGC